This is a messenger RNA of Octodon degus (degu), 1361 nucleotides long. RefSeq names its product sorting nexin 3 (gene Snx3). The record is from RefSeq and is a predicted model, not a curated record. The transcript has 4 exons. Gene Ontology annotation, cellular component: retromer complex; early endosome membrane. Lineage: Eukaryota; Metazoa; Chordata; Mammalia; Rodentia; Octodontidae. Bases 263 to 751 code for a protein of 162 amino acids. Gene Ontology annotation, biological process: endocytic recycling; late endosome to Golgi transport. Gene Ontology annotation, molecular function: phosphatidylinositol-3-phosphate binding.
CCCCGCCUCGCUCCUCCCGGGUCUCAGCCGGGCCUCCCGGCCCGGGCAAGGCGUUCUGGCGAGUCAGCUGUUCGCCCCCAGGCACAGAGGCGGAAGCCCGUGAGCGAGGGGAGGAGCUUCGCGCUGGGUGAACGCCCGCCCUACGUGCUCGUCCGCCUCACGACCGCUGCGCGCGAGCCCCGUGUCCCCGCGGCGGGUGGCGGCUGCGGCGUCUGUGCAACGCGAGGGGGCGGAGGGAGCCCGCGGCGGCGGCCACAGCGAAAUGGCGGAGACCGUGGCGGACACCCGGAGACUCAUCACUAAGCCGCAGAACCUGAAUGACGCCUACGGGCCGCCCAGCAACUUCCUGGAGAUCGAUGUGAGCAACCCGCAGACGGUGGGGGUCGGCCGGGGCCGCUUCACCACCUACGAGAUCAGGGUCAAGACAAAUCUUCCUAUUUUCAAACUAAAGGAAUCUACUGUUAGAAGAAGAUACAGCGACUUUGAAUGGCUCCGAAGUGAAUUAGAAAGAGAGAGCAAGGUUGUAGUUCCCCCGCUCCCUGGGAAGGCAUUUUUGCGUCAACUUCCUUUUAGAGGAGAUGAUGGAAUAUUUGAUGACAAUUUUAUUGAGGAAAGGAAGCAAGGCCUGGAGCAAUUUAUAAACAAGGUCGCUGGUCAUCCUCUGGCACAGAAUGAACGUUGUCUUCACAUGUUUUUACAGGUUGAAAUAAUAGAUAAAAGCUAUACUCCAUCUAAGAUAAGACAUGCUUGAAAUUUGGCAAAGGCAAAAAUGUGGCUAUCCAUGUUUCAUAUGCACCAUUGAAGACAUUCUAACUACCCCUUAGCAUGCUGCACAGAAACUGUAUAACAUGCCUUCAGUAUAGUAACACUCACGUGCACAGUUUUGUUUGGCGGUUGACAAGUUAAUUUGCUUUAGUGAAAAUCUCUCUUUCCAGCCUUUCUCUAUAAAUAGCUCUUCCUUGCUGUUUUAAUGUGGUAUGUAUACACUAUAGCCUCACAGACCUUCGCAUAUAAGCUGCAGUGUCCUAACUAAAUUUUCUGACUUGGUCUUAUUUGCACAGUUUUUGUGUCAUGUUUGCUUCUUCAAUCAGAUUAUGUAGAAUAACCUCCCCCCAUGUAUAUUGUCACUUGAUCUAAUUUAUGUGUAGGAGCACUACACUGUUCGUUUUCAGUGCCGCACAUGAAAGAUACACACUUGUGUGCAGAACAUGUUUUCCUUCCGGCCUAUAAUUCCCUUCAUAUGGAAAAUUAAUGAUGGAAAUCUUUAUAUUCUAUAUAAAAACAAAGUCAAGUUUAUAUACUAAAAUCAUUUGUCUAAAAAUUUAAGUUGUUUUCAAAUAAAAAUGCAUUUCUGAUAUGCA